Molecule: messenger RNA, 587 nt
Organism: Thalassophryne amazonica
Lineage: Eukaryota; Metazoa; Chordata; Actinopteri; Batrachoidiformes; Batrachoididae
Product: Y-box-binding protein 1-like
Exons: 3
Coding region: 1-549 (182 amino acids)
Biological process (GO): regulation of gene expression
Cellular component (GO): nucleus
Molecular function (GO): nucleic acid binding
Source: RefSeq, a predicted model, not a curated record
AUGCAACAACCUGAGGGAGGUGUGAAGCAUCCAUCCGACCCGACAGCCACGACUCCAGGAGGCUAUAAGGUCAUUGCAACAAAAGUCACAGGAACAGUUGAAUGGUUCAAUUUUAAGGAUGGAUACGGUUUUCUUAAGAGGACAGAUACACAAGAGGACAUUUUUGUUCAUUACACUGCCAUCAACAACAAGAAUCCCCGCAAAUACCUCAGCAGUGCUGGAGACCGAGCGAAGGUGGAAUUUGAUAUUGUAGAAGGAAGGAAGGGACCACAGGCGGCUAAUGUCACCGUCACCGCCCAGGACAGUCUGAAAAAAACGAAAGCUGUCUCCAAGAUUCCUGAGGAGGAGAUGAUCAAGCAGAGAGAGGAGGACGUGCAUCUGAGGAAGCAACUGGAAGAUAUGAAAGAUAACUUACAGAAAGAGCGGGCAGAUCUGAUGGACUAUUAUGACAAAGACCUGAAAGCCACAGAAGAAAAGUACAAAAAGAAGCUGGAAGAACAGAAGGCCACCACAAAAGAGAACUGGAGGAACAAGAGGCCAAAUUUUUGAAAAUGUUGGAAGAACAGAAAGCCAGCAGCAAAAGACAG